AUGAGAGCCUCUUCCCGAUUGCUUGCGCAGGCUUCGCGCUUCCUCACCCCCGGCGCCCCUACUGGCCUGACUGGUGUCUUGACCCAUGCCGCCCCUCGCUCCACCCUCCUCUACCUCUACAACUCGACCCUGGACAAGCUGAAGCAGUUCCCCGAACACUCCGUCUAUCGCCAAUCUGUCGAAGGUCUCACCAAGCAUCGUCUGUCAAUUGUCGAGUCCGUCAAGCCCGAGGGCCUCGAGGAAUGGCAAUCUCGCGUCAAGAGCGUCGUCGAAGCUCACCCCAAUGCCUUCCGUUCAAUCGCAUCGUCAACCAGCAAGAACGAGGUCAACAUUGUCUACAAAGAGACUGCCCUCAAGGGUAUGGAGACUGAGGAUUACGAGGAUGAGCCCAUCCAGAAGCAAGAGCCCGAGGGCCCCAGAAUGCCUCGAAUUACAACAACUAAUCUGUUUUACCAGGNNGUCGACACCAUCGAGCAACAGAUCCAGGCUGGCCUGAUCGAGGAGAUCAUCCUUGUCGCAGAGGCCGAGUCAGCCCUCGUCGACGAAAUGUACAAGAGCAAGGUCUGGGAGGACCUCGAAGAGUCCCCCAACCAGGGCCAAUGGGCAUACUACGAGCGCGAUACCCACACUCCCAAGACCCAGGCACACAACUAA
This is a messenger RNA of Aureobasidium vineae, 654 nucleotides long. The record is from the annotation of a GenBank genome assembly. Lineage: Eukaryota; Fungi; Ascomycota; Dothideomycetes; Dothideales; Saccotheciaceae.